GUUCGACGGCGCGGCCAUGGCCGCCCUUAACGGCGCUGUGGAGAACGGGCAGCCCGACAGGAAAGCGCCGCCGCUGCCGAGGCCCCUGCGCGGCCUGGAGGUGAAGUACACCAAGAUAUUUAUUAACAACGAAUGGCAUGAGUCUACAAGUGGAAAAAAAUUCCCCACCUACAACCCUUCAACACUGGAGAAAAUUUGUGACAUAGAGGAAGGAGACAAGCCUGAUGUGGAUAAUGCAGUGGAAGCAGCAAAGGCAGCAUUCCAGAGGGGUUCUCCGUGGAGACAGAUGGAUGCCCUGAGCAGAGGACGACUCCUCCACAAGCUGGCUGAUCUUCUCGAGCGGGACAGAGUCAUCCUGGCAACCCUGGAAACAAUGGACACAGGCAAACCCUUUCUGCAGGCUUAUUUCAUUGACCUGGAAGGGUGUAUAAAAACACUCCGAUAUUAUGCUGGAUGGGCUGAUAAAAUCCAGGGCAGAACUAUCCCAGUGGAUGACAAUUUUGUCUGUUUUACCAGGCAUGAACCAAUGGGUGUCUGUGGAGCUAUAACUCCAUGGAACUUCCCGUUGCUGAUGCUGGUUUGGAAGAUGGCACCGGCGCUGUGCUGUGGAAACACUUUGGUUAUUAAGCCAGCUGAACAAACUCCUCUCACUUCGUUGUACAUUGGCUCGCUGAUCAAGGAGGUGGGUUUCCCUCCAGGUGUGGUGAACAUUGUGCCAGGCUACGGCCCCACAGCUGGAGCUGCCAUAUCUACCCAUCACAGCAUUGAUAAAAUUGCUUUUACUGGAUCAACAAAGGUUGGGAAACUGAUCAAGGAAGCUGCUUCUAAAAGCAACCUCAAAAGGGUGACAUUAGAGCUUGGAGGGAAAAACCCCUGCAUUGUGUGUGCAGAUGCAGACUUGGACUUGGCAGUGGAAUGUGCCCAUCAAGGCGUGUUCUUCAACCAAGGGCAGUGCUGCACAGCCGCCUCUCGAGUGUUCGUGGAGGAGCAGAUCUACCCUGAGUUUGUCAAGCGCAGCGUGGAGUAUGCCAAGAAGCGACUCGUUGGAGACCCCUUUGAUGCCAGAACUGAACAGGGGCCCCAGAUUGACCAAAACCAGUUUGAUAAAAUCCUGGAGCUGAUAGAAAGUGGCAAGAAAGAAGGGGCUAAGCUGGAGUGUGGGGGUCUUGCCAUUGAAGACAGAGGCCUGUUUAUAAAACCCACUGUGUUUUCAGAGGUCACUGACAACAUGCGUAUCGCCAAAGAAGAGAUUUUUGGGCCAGUUCAGCCAAUUAUGAAGUUCAAGAGUAUAGAAGAGGUCAUAAGGAGAGCCAACAGUACUGAGUAUGGACUCACAGCUGCAGUGUUCACAAAGAAUCUGGACAGAGCAUUAACACUAGCUUCAGCAUUGCAGUCAGGAACAGUCUGGAUCAACUGUUACAACGCACUCUAUGCACAGGCUCCUUUUGGUGGCUUUAAAAUGUCAGGCAAUGGCAGAGAACUCGGUGAAUAUGCUCUGGCAGAAUAUACCGAAGUGAAAACAGUCACCAUCAAACUCUCCCAGAAGAGCCCAUGAAAGCAGAAGGCCUGAAUGUGACACUGAAUGUGGCACCUGGGGGAUGUGUUCAGAGCAAAGGGGAGGGGAGGGGAGGAAGGAGAAUGGAAACACUUAACUUUAUUCCUCUAGAAACACUGAAUCUACUGGACUCCAUUUUGCCAGCUGGCUCUUUGAAAACCGAUUUAACUGACCCUACUGGCAGCGCAGCACACACUUGUAUGGCACAAGUCCCUGGCUGUCCAUCUGUCUGCUACCUGUGACAGUGUUUGCAGGACUUUGCUUUCAAACUGUACCCCUGAAGGACGUGAACAUCAGUGGCAUGUUAGACAAGCUUCUGGUACUGUUAGUGUGAGGUGUCCCUGCCCAUGGCAGGGGGUUGGAAAUAGAUGAUCUUCAGGUCCUUUCCAACCUUAACUAUUCUAUGAUUCUAUAUGGGUUUCACUUGGCUUAAAUGGACUUGAGUGGUUGGGUUAAUACAACGUGACUGAAGUUGGCAGAGUUUGUGUGAAGACUGCAGCUGGAGUUCAGAAUUUCAAGCUUUCAUGGAAGGAUUUGUAAAGAAAUUCCCUUUGAAAGAGCUAUUUUUGUCUCUCUAAAGAUACAUGCGUUCUCCAUAGUGGUGAUAUUCUAGCCCUGAAUGAGAUUUGUGGGAGUUUCCUAGAGGACUCCUUUAGGGCCUGUAUUUCACCCAACAGAGCUAGACUUUAAAGUGUCCUUGGAACCUGAUGUCCUGGUGUGCACACGUGCUGCAAAUGCAAGGUACUGACUUUCUAACCCUUCUAGCUCCAAAUGAGUCAUCAUUGUAUCUCAAACCUUCACUAUAGCACUUUUUGCAAGAGGAUUUUGCACUGUACUUACCAUGAUGGCACCGAGUUGAAUGCUAAGCAUGUAGCAUGGUAGAUACCCCACAGAAAAUACCCCACACCAGUUCUCCUGACUUGGGGGAGGGAGCUGAAGAGCUGCAAGAAGCUGUCCUGCUUGCUCUUUCUUUGUAACUUUCAGGCUUUAUGAACAUCUCUUCACUUUUUGAGCCAGAAUUAUCAUUAUCAGAGUAAAACUUACAAGCUCUCCUCACUGCUUUUUUAUCCCAUAUGAAUAUAGCUUAAAAUACAUUUCUGGAAGUACAGUAGGAAAAGGCAGGUGCUCCCAAGUACACACUCAGUGCUAAAGAUGUGGGUGUACAAGCAGUUAUCAUGGAAUAAGCUAUGGCUGGACUUAAAUGUGUCAGCAGCUUUGCAGUACUGUGAGUACUGUCAUCUUGUGGCAAGCACAGAGUAGCUGGUCCUUCACCGAGACCUAAACUGCCUUGAGCUAUAUAAGCAUGCUCAUACAUGAAUAGCAUCCGGGGAGUGGCUGUCACACCAAGUUCAUGCCUUAAGUCUCUCCUGCAGUAACUUCUUUGCAUGCUCAUUCUUUACUAUGAGAUUAAUGACAAGCCACCAGUUCCUGGGCUCUCCCUCCUCUUCCUGCUGAUUCUGUACCGGAGAACCACUGGCAAGAGUAUGGGAAGUUCCACGUUUGCAGGAGCUGUGAGUAUGCAGGAGUUAGUGGUGCCAGCUUGUUAGGGAGUUCAGCUGAUCUCACUGGCAUUGUCCUCUGAGAGCAAACCAACAGAGGUUCCUUACAGCCAUCAACAGAUCUCCAUGGAUAAAGAUUCCUGCCUGGAGCCUUCCAGAUGUCAGUGCCUGAAGCAGAAAUGCAGGUCUAACCUCUCUUCUCUGAUGCAAGCAAGGAUUUAACCAGUACUUUCCUUAGCUCAGAGAUGUACCCAGUCAGUAACAAGUUCUGCUGCAUGAGUGGCCCUUUUUUUUUGGAGGAGGAAGGAGGUGGUAAGUAAGGAAAAAGUUUGCAUGAGCUUAAACUUCCUUGUUAGUGAACAUUGAAAUUGCACUUCAACCCUGCUUAACUUCUUAAAUGACAUACCUCCACCAGCAGUGCGUAACACAGGCAUGUGAGACAGGUAAAUCUCCCCAUCCAGUGAAGGAAAUGUCCUCCCUUCCCCAUGAAAGGCCAAAUGGGAACACUGUAAAUAAGUUUCUAUGUUUUGUAAAACACUUUAAGAGUGCAAACAAUGUCUCAGACAAACAUUUUACUUUUGCCUACUGGUUGGUUUUCUAGGGCUGCAGUCAGGAGGGAGAGAAGGCAAACAGUAAAAGGCUGGUUAUCUUGCUCUGUCUCUGUGUUUUUGAUGGACAGUGGUUGAAACCCAAAUCAGCUGAGGUUCUGAAGUUCCUAGGAUUCUGGCUUUAUAUGUAUGAUAUAUAUUUCACCUCCUUUUUCUUAUCAAGUUUUUAAAAAGUCAAUGUAUCUCUUAUUGUAUAAAUCAGGGUUUGACUCUACACACUGAAUUUUGUAAGUUAUAUAACACUAGACACUAACUUUAAGAUAACCCCUUAGCGGGUAUAUAUUCUUCCAUUGCACACCAAGGCUUUCAUAUGAAAUACUAGGUUUGGGGUUUUAUAUUAAAAAAGAACUAUAUUUAUAAAUUAGGAGACAGUUAAUCUAAUGUAUUUUUAUAGCUAAAGGUACAGGCAAACGCUAUGUUUAAACCUCAUGUAUAUAUUUAGACU
This is a messenger RNA of Melopsittacus undulatus (budgerigar), 4107 nucleotides long. It is a transcript of the gene ALDH1A3, whose product is annotated as aldehyde dehydrogenase 1 family member A3. The transcript is spliced from 13 exons. NCBI's taxonomy places the organism in Eukaryota, Metazoa, Chordata, Aves, Psittaciformes, Psittaculidae. The coding region runs from base 17 to 1555 and encodes 512 amino acids. Gene Ontology annotation, biological process: aldehyde metabolic process. Gene Ontology annotation, molecular function: aldehyde dehydrogenase (NAD+) activity. The record is from RefSeq and is a predicted model, not a curated record.